UCCAAGUUGCUAUGGAGACGUUUGAUAAGAAUCUUCAAUUGGCACAAGGUUUCAAGAAAGAGCUGACCGCCUACUGUCAGUUGCACCAUCCUAACAUCAUUCCUGUAAGCGGUGUUGUUAUGUCCAAUGAUAUGGCCAUCCGAAUUGCGAUGGAGCUUUUUCAAGGAUCACUUACUGAUCUCAUAAAAGUAGCCAGUGAUUCAAAGGGCGAACCUAGCUAUCUAUCAUUUCGAGAGAAGAUCGACAUAGCUACAGAUACCACAGCUGCUGUUAUGUACAUGCAUCGUGUCCGUCCUCAAUUUUAUGUUCAUGGUAAUAUUCGUAGUGCCAAUGUGAUGAUCACUUCUAAUAUGGCAGCAAAAGUGGUUGCUCUUGGUGCAAGUCACAUGUUCAAUAGCAUCGCUUCUCUGAGUGCACUGGAUGCUAACUAUUGUGCACCUGAGAGAGUUGGUGGUAGUGAUGGUGGCUCAGCUUACAGCACACGCGAGGCUGAUGUCUACAGUUUAGGGGUGACUCUGACCGAGUUGUUUACUGGUUUGCAACCAAUUUCUUCAGAGAGGCAGUGUCAAAUAGAACGGGUUGAACAUCAUGGUCUGCAGGAUCUGUGUUUCAAAAUGACGUAAUGAAUCAUGUCAACAACCAACAGCUGAGGAAGCUUUUCACAAUGUGAAAGACCAAAAAUCAACAGCAAUAUACCGAUCAACUGAACGAAGAAGAACUGUUAGAGGACAUUUGGAAAGUGAGAGCAUGAAGCUGGGGUCAACAACAGAAGCAGCUUUCAAGAAUGCAUUUCUACUUUAACUAACAUUACAUUAUAGUAGGGCAAGUCUAAGGAUAUUGUCAUAGCUGGAGUAUUUACAUUGGUUCUAACGUUUUGCUUGCGCCAUAGACCUACAGUUUUCAGUCAUGGCUCUGUAAUGUGUAUCAUGAUUGUAUGCAAAAGACUUUCUUAGCUCAUGCAUGCUGUUUAAUUGCUGGUAAUGUUUCUAAGUUGAAAGCAAUUUUCAAAUAUAUAACUGUUA
Molecule: messenger RNA, 1022 nt
Organism: Corticium candelabrum
Lineage: Eukaryota; Metazoa; Porifera; Homoscleromorpha; Homosclerophorida; Plakinidae
Exons: 1
Coding region: 12-623 (203 amino acids)
Biological process (GO): protein phosphorylation
Molecular function (GO): protein serine/threonine kinase activity; ATP binding
Source: RefSeq, a predicted model, not a curated record